This is a messenger RNA of Prunus avium (sweet cherry), 654 nucleotides long. Lineage: Eukaryota; Viridiplantae; Streptophyta; Magnoliopsida; Rosales; Rosaceae. The record is from RefSeq and is a predicted model, not a curated record.
AUGGAAGAAUCACAACGGGGAAAUGACAAAGGAAAGAGCAAAGUUAAUGGGGGUUAUAAAUUGUGGACGUUGGAAGAGAGCAAUGAGUUGCUACAACUCAUGGUUGAUGCCGCCAAUCGUGGAUGGCGUGAUAGUAAUGGAAUGCUAAGCAAGCAAACAGUUGAGAAAAUGAUUCUUCCUGCUCUUAAUGCAAAACUUGGAUGUGAAAGGAAUCAUUCACAAUACUUAAGCCGAUUGAAAUGUUCUGGGUUCGGGUGGGAUCCAAUCACAAAGAAGUUCACCGCUAGUGAUGAAGUGUGGAAAGAUUAUAUUAAGUCCCACCCAGCCCAUGUCAACUUUCAGACAGACAUUUUUGUUGACUAUGAACUUUUGAGGAUUGCAAUUGGGAAUGGAACUGCCAUUGGGAGAAACUCAAUUGCAUUGGGAGAUGAUACGAAUGCAAGAACAUUAGGAAUGGAAGAAAGUAGACGUGUGGGGAUAGAUGACUUGAGUUAUGAUUAUGAUAAUCAUGCAUUCAUACCAAAUGAAGUUAAAGCUGCAACAUUCCAAGAUCUAUCACCCACUCAAGGCACGAAUGUGGAGCUUCCCUUGGAAAGCAAUGGUCAGAAAAAAAGAAAUAGAACUGAGUAUGAGGGGAACACUAGCUCUUUUUAG